Messenger RNA from Episyrphus balteatus (marmalade hoverfly), 481 nucleotides. Its product is annotated as ribonuclease P protein subunit p14-like. NCBI's taxonomy places the organism in Eukaryota, Metazoa, Arthropoda, Insecta, Diptera, Syrphidae. The record is from RefSeq and is a predicted model, not a curated record. Gene Ontology annotation, biological process: tRNA 5'-leader removal. The transcript has 2 exons. Gene Ontology annotation, cellular component: ribonuclease P complex. Bases 152 to 481 code for a protein of 109 amino acids.
AUUCAUCUGUCAUAAUUCAUAACCCUCAAAAUUAUUACAUAAAAUUGUGUAUAAUUUCACAUUAUAUUUAUAUAUUACAAAAAAGUUAUAAAUUAAAAUUAUAAAAUAUCAACAAACUAAAUAACAAAUCAAAUUCUUACAUAAUUAUAUUAUGUCUGGUUAUUAUUAUCUAGAUAUCACAUUGAAAUUUCAAGACGAAGAAAAAGACGAUCUUGUUCUAACUCCAGCCUACUUCAAAGGUAGCAUUGAUCAUUCAUUGCGAAGUGUUUUCGGUGAAAUUGGUGGCUUAACUGAAGUUGAUAUUUUCAAAUUUGAUUCCGAUAGCCGGCGAGCAAUCGUCCGCGUUCCAGAAGAUUAUUACGUUAAGACGCGUGCAGCAAUCACAUUGAUUUCGAAAUUCCAAGAUAUUCGUUGUCAUUUUCAAGUCAAAAAAGCAUCACCAAUUUUAUUGCAAUUACUUUCAUCAAAUAUUGAAUUCUAA